This is a messenger RNA of Lactuca saligna, 543 nucleotides long. Lineage: Eukaryota; Viridiplantae; Streptophyta; Magnoliopsida; Asterales; Asteraceae. The record is from the annotation of a GenBank genome assembly.
AUGAUUGAAGAUCCCAAGGAUGAUUACGUAAUUUUGAAAGAACCGGAAGGGUUGGGCGGUGGUAAUGUCCGCGGCGGUGGCAGUUGUUGUUCACUGCCUUCUUCUUCCUCGUCGUCGAGGAGCUGUAGUAGUGUUGGUGGUGGCUUUUGGUUUUCUUUGUUUGGUUUGAUGCACCAAUCGGGUAUGUCUCAAUCACUUCAUGAUACACACCUGAGUGGGAGAAGUGGUGGAAGAAUCCUGAAACUGUGGAGUUGUAUCAGUUUAUGGGAAAAGAUAAUGUACCCUUUCAUACUAGAAUGUGUGAUGCAAGGGAAGGUGGCAAGUGUUACGUGCUCUUACAAUCAAGUCAACGGGAUUCCAACCUGUGCUAACCCUAGACUUCUUUAUGACACCAUUCGUGGGGCUUGGGGACUCAAUGGGUACAUUGUUUCAGAUUGCGACUCUGUUGGAGUAUUCUUUGAUAAUCAACACUACACUGUCACCCCUGAAGAAGCUGCUGCAGAUGCAAUCAAAGCAUCAAAAUAUUUUAGUUUUCAUAAAUAA